Marchantia polymorpha subsp. ruderalis is the source of this 2823-nucleotide messenger RNA. Lineage: Eukaryota; Viridiplantae; Streptophyta; Marchantiopsida; Marchantiales; Marchantiaceae. The record is from the annotation of a GenBank genome assembly.
GCCAAGUUCUGAAUGGCAAAUUCGUCUCAUAGUUCAACAUUAGUCGCGCAGCAUUGAGAUUGCUUAGGCGACUAAUUGUUCUCUUCUUUCUCCUCCUCAAUCAUUCCAGAAAGCCUCAUUUGCUUCUCGAUCAUAGUCUUUGCUCGUUGCCAUCGUGAAUUUUGAGAUCUAUAUCAUCUUCUAAGGAACUUCGAUAUACAAUUUUCUUGCAUGAUAAGCAGGGACGAGUUGCACAAGCUUCAGGAAGUGAAUUUUGUUUUUCUGGUACAGUUUGAUUCGGCUCAUAUUGAGUCGUUUGGACUUGAGAAAGCUCUACUCUCGAGCUUUUAGAGUCUGUGCACUACAGGGAAGGACUACAUCAAGCCCAGAUGCAGUCCAUGUACUUGCCCGGGGAACGAAUUGCUGUGCAGGCACACUUGAAUUAUGCUCCAAGUUCCUCUUGUAAUGUCUGGAAGGACAUGCUCACCUUGCCAUCGGAUCUAUCGAGCUCGACCACUCGAUGGGGCCGUCCUCCACGGCCCCUUCAGCUUACUAUAGUUAAUGUGACUCCCAACAGCGGAGAAUCGUGCCCCUUCAGUGACACCUUUAUUUCGACCGAGGUGAUAAACGAUGGCUCUAGCAAUGCGAAAGAGAAGCAGAGGAAGGACACUAGGUUCUUCGUGCCUGCGAAACCAGUGUGGAAUUCCCUGAUGAGAACCAAAACGGAAGCAAAUGGGCCAAAUGCUUGGCCAGUUGUGGGUACCCUGCCAGAGCUGUGGCUAAACUACGACAGAAUGCAUGAUUGGCUCUUGGAAUAUUUCCAAAAAGCAGGUCUCACAUUCGCCACACCCAUGCCCACAAAUACCUACGUCUACACUGCCGAUCCAGCUGUCUGCGAAUACAUUCUCAAGACCAACUUUGCGAACUAUCCGAAGGGAGAACUCUUUCAAGAGGUUCUAAACGAGUUCUUGGGAGAUGGCAUCUUCAAUUCUGAUGGUGAACUAUGGAAGAAGCAGAGGAAGUUAAUGCAGGGUGAGGUUCAGCGCAAAGUGCUUCGCGAUUACAGCCUAGUAACCUACCGGGAGAAGGCUCACCUUCUUGCGUCCAUCGUUAGCAAGGCCUCUUACUCUGCAACGUCUCUCGAAAUGCAGGACCUUUUCAAAAGAAUGACAUUGGACACCAUUGUCGAGGUUGCAACGGGAGUGCAAUUGGGAGCCUUGUCAUAUGAGCUGCCAGACGUGCCUUUUCAAUCAGCCUUCGAUGAGGCAAACGUGAAUGUCCAUGUAAGAUUCGUCGACCCACUGUGGAGAGUCAGAAGGUUCCUGAACAUAGGCAUAGAAGCCCGAUUCAAAGAUGCGGUGCAGUACAUGGACACAUUUCUCUACGAUGUGAUUCGGACGAGGAGACGAGAUAUCGCUCAAGCAAAAUCCAGAUCCAAAUCCAGUCAAUCGACUAAGCAUGAAAUCGAAGGGGAAAAUACCAGACCAGACUUGGUAUCAAGAUACAUGUUCUUGGACGAGAGUACAACAGACAAAUCCAUCCGUGACGACGUGCUGAGUUUCGUAAUGGCUGGACGUGACAGCACCUCAUCGGUACUGGCAUGGUUUAUCCACUGCUUGCUGAGCAAACCUGAAGUCGCGGAGAAGAUUUUUGAUGAGCUAUGUGCCUUCGAGGCCCGUCAUCAACCGACUCCAACUCUGAAUUCCGUCCACGCUUCGGAGGGCGAGUUCAACGAGCAUAUUCAACAGUUCGUUGAUCUUUUGACUUUCGAGGAAGUCACCAGUACCACUUCCAAUUUCCAGUACUUGCAUGCUGCCAUCACGGAAACUAUUCGGCUAUAUCCGGUCGUUCCACAGGAUGUCAAGGGUGUACUAGAAGACGAUGUUCUGCCGAGCGGACACACUGUGCGCAAAGGAGACUUGGUCGCAUUCAUUCCAUACGCGAUGGGGCGGCUGCAGGAUCUGUGGGGACCGGAUGCUGCAGAAUACAGACCUGAAAGAUGGCUCAACGAAGCCGGCGCUUUCGAGGGCGCCUCACCCUACAAGUUCACUGCAUUCCAGGCUGGACCUCGCUCGUGCUUGGGGAAAGAUGCAGCGUACCUGCAAAUGAAGAUAGUGAUGGCUGUACUGUGCCGUUUCUUCAAGUUCGAGUCCGUCCCGGGGCACGAAAUCGCCUACAGAAUGUCUGCCAUCCUGAUGAUGAAGGAUGGCAUGCACAUCACUGCCUCGAGGCGUGCUUGAUCGCAACACAGCUAGACCAACUAGCCAAAUUUAAAACAUAUUGAUUAUUGAAUGGGCCUCUCAUGAGCCACGGAACACGAUAGUAGUCAUUCAUCCAGUCAUCGAUAGAAAUGAGGAUUCAAAGCGUAGAUGCGGCUGAACCGGUACACAAUAAAAUCAGCUCUUAACUAGUAGAUUAUCGGCAAAUGACCUAUAUAGUUCAUCGUAGCUUAAUCAAAUGCUUGCCUACGACAUAACUGCAACCGUUUAAUGAUAUAAAGUGAAUCGACGUCAACUCAUUAUACGGUUAGUAAUCUUUCCUGGGUUACCCAUAGCUGCACACGCGUGGAAUUCUUAUUUAUGUGUUCAGGAGCAAAAGCAAAUAAAGCCAGGAACAAAAAAAUGAAAAGAAGGUAUAGUUUUUCUGAAAUGUAAAUACAAUCAGAGACGUGCUGUGAGUAAUUGUACUUGCUCAAGAAGUUACUGCGGCUGAAUUGUACCUGCGACGGAAACAUCUUAUAAUUGAGAUAUUCGAGUUUUGGUCCCCCGGCAUAUAGAAACUCUUUGAGCAAGCUUAACCAUGUGAAACGAGUAAAAUAAAGGGUGUGAAUCAACGGCAGCUGCA